Thyridium curvatum is the source of this 486-nucleotide messenger RNA. RefSeq lists its product as uncharacterized. The record is from RefSeq and is a predicted model, not a curated record. Gene Ontology annotation, biological process: mitochondrial respiratory chain complex I assembly; response to oxidative stress. Bases 1 to 486 code for a protein of 161 amino acids. Gene Ontology annotation, cellular component: membrane. Lineage: Eukaryota; Fungi; Ascomycota; Sordariomycetes; Thyridiales; Thyridiaceae. The transcript is spliced from 5 exons.
AUGUCGACCAUCACCAGAACGCUCGGCUACCUGCGCCGAAUCGGCCUCAAGGCAUGCUCUCACCCUUGCACUCUUGCACUCUUUUGUCCGACCACUGGUCUUGGCCAACCCGCUAACCCUCGUUCUUUCCUAGGAAUACUGGCACCAACUCAACGUGACACCAAGGCUGGCACCUUGAUUGGCGUCGACAAGUUCGGGAACAAGUUCUACGAAAACAUGGAGGAGGAAUUGCCGCUACGGACGAGAUGGGUCGACUACAAGAAGCACGAUUACGAUGCCGCGCAAAUCGAGCCCCUGUGGCAUCUCUGGAUCUCGUACGGUAUCGAUACACCGCCUAACCAGGACCCAAUCGCCCAGACCAACCGCACGUGGGCCUCUAGCAAGCACAUCCCCAACUACACUGCGACUCGUGGCGCCUACAAGCCAUACAACACCACGAAGCCAAAGAUCUCUGCUUGGAUUCCGGAGGUAGCACCGAGGCAAUAG